AUGUCAAUUUAUCACUUGAGAUGUGAAAGAGUCGAGGAAAGAAAAGAGAAGAAAAUCAAAGAUCAUCAAGAAACCGUUUCGAAACAGAUUUCUGAAAACAGAAGUAAAAAAUUAAACACUUUAAGAGCAGAGAAAUCUAAAUUAUUGUCAAACAUUCUCAUCUUUCUCUUUAAUUUUCUUUAUUCAGUUUGUGAAUGCAAUGGCCAUGCCAGACAAUGUCGCUUCAACAUGGAACUAUUUAAGCUUUCCGGUCGCGUAUCUGGCGGAGUUUGUAUUGGAUGUCGUCAUGCAACAACAGGACGAAACUGUCAUUACUGCAGAGAAGGUUUCUCUCGUGAUCCAACAAAGCCAAUAACACACCGAAAGGCAUGUAAACACUUAAAGCCAUUAGGACAACAGUCUCAGGACGAUGAAACUUUUAACAAAGUUUGA
This is a messenger RNA of Clunio marinus, 432 nucleotides long. NCBI's taxonomy places the organism in Eukaryota, Metazoa, Arthropoda, Insecta, Diptera, Chironomidae. The record is from the annotation of a GenBank genome assembly.